AUGGCAUCGGUGUCCGAUGAAAUACCUUCUAUGAAGAAGAAUGAAGUCAAAUCAUCGCCGGCAGCAAAUAAAGCUUCUGUAGAAAGUGGUAAACUAAAAUCGGUUAAAACAAAGUCAUCGACAAAAAAGACUGAAGAGAAAAUAGAACAAGUAGAAGAAAAACAAAAGCAACCUUCAACUUCGGCACCAACAGAGUCUAAUAAUUCAUUAUCUACUAAAUCUGACGUGGAAGAAGGAUCAACUUUUAAUCCUUCAAAAGAAAUCAAAGAAGAAAAUCAUGACAGCAAAAUUCAAGAACCAAAAAGUCAUGAUAACAAACCACAAGAACAAGAAAAUCAUGACGUUAAACCUCAAGAACAAGAGAAUCAUGACGUUAAACCACAAGAACAAGAAAAUCAUGACGUUAAACCUCAAGAACAAGAGAAUCAUGACGUUAAACCUCAAGAACAAGAGAAUCAUGACAUUAAACCUCAAGAACAAGAGAAUCAUGAUAGUAAACCUCAAGAACAAGAAAAACCGGUACAAAAAGCUCGUUCUGUUAAUUUUGCUUCAACAGCAGCUGUUGAUACGGACGCACCUAAAUUACGUCCAUCAAACUCAUUCAAUACUAGAUCUUCUUAUUCACCAUCAAAACCAUCACGUCAAGCAAUUGAUUUUAUUGACACAUUAGUAGAAAGUUAUAGACUUGAAACAUCGAAUAGUACGUUGCCAAUACAAGAAACAAAAUAUGUACCAAAAACUAGCCGCUCACGUAUUAAUCCCAAUUGGCGUGAACAUCGCACACGGCGAUUAAUGAAUAGAUUAGAAGAAUUAAGCUUAUGGGAUCGUGAAGAAGAAUUAAAAGCAUCACAAGCUCAAGCAUUACGAGAACAAAAAUGGGAACAAAUACUAGAUCGCCAACGCAAUCAUGAUUUAUGUUUAUCACUAAUGCGUCAACGGCAUGAAAGUGAAAUGGAGAGUGCUAUUAAAUUAGAUCCUGGAGUGACUGGUAUUAAUGAUGAAAAUACAAGUGCAACAAUAGCAAAUGCAGUUAAUUUAUCAAUAGCUCUCAAUGGUUUUACUAAUGAUGUACCACCAACACCGCAAUCACUUAAACGACGUGUUCGACAAGAUGAAGAAAAAACAGUUGAAUUUAAAACACCUAUUGGUCGUUAUCGACAAUUUGAAAAAAACAUGACUAAUAAACUUGAUAAAAUUAAUCAAAAAUUAAAACCAGAUCGUGAAAUAAUGAAUGCAUAUAAUCCAAAUAGUAUAUCACUAUCAUCAGCAAGUGUACCAUUAUUUAGUGAAACAUAUUCAGCAUUACUUUCUGUACCUGAUACAUAUUCAUCAAAUAAAUACAAUCAGUAUCAUUAUGGUGUUGCUUCAUAUUUACAUCAGCCAUAUCAUGCAUCAAGUCCUGAUUUUGAAACACGUCUUCGAUCAUAUUCAAAUCGUGAUGUACGUGUACCAUUGAAAGAGCAAGCCAAUGAUUAUAGAGAUUAUGAUGAUGACAAGGCAGAUGAAUAUAAUCGUUCAAAUCUCAUUGAUAAUAGUCAUUAUACUAAAUAUCGUUCAAAUCCGAUUGAUAAUGAAUCUCAUAAGAAAUAUCGUUCAAACUCAACCGAUGAUGGCUACUAUUCAAAACAUCGUUCAAAUCGUAUCGAUGAAGAUUAUGAUUCUAAAUAUCUUUCAAGUCCUAUUGAUGAAGAAUAUACUCUUAAAUAUCGAUCGAAUCCAAUCGAUGAAGAUUAUAGUCCAAAACAUCGAUCAAAACUUGUAGAUGAUGAAUAUGAGCCAAAACAUCGAUCAAAACUUGUAGAUGAUGAAUAUGAGCCAAAAUAUCGAUCAAAGCUUGCGGAUGAUGAUUAUAAUCUUAAAUGUCGAACAAAGCUUGCGGAUGAUGAUUAUAACCCUAAAUAUCGAUCAAAACAUGUCGAUGAAGAAUACAAUCAUAAAUAUCGAUCGACUCCUAUUGAUGAUGAUGACGAAGAUUAUUAUCCUAAAUAUCGAACAAAGCCAAUUGAUGAUAAUUAUUAUACAAAAUAUCGUUCAACAUUAGCAUCAAAAUUAGAUUAUAGCCCACCAAGACGAACAACUAGUUUAGUAUCCGCAACUGCUUCAGCAUUAUAUGAUCCUUCAACAAUACCGACUACGCCACGUGAAUAUUCUCUAAUUCAUUCACGUCCACCAGCAUCAAAAAGUAUUCAUUUGCGAAGUUUGAAUGAUGAUCUUAAUGCUAUAACACGUUUUUCAACAGAAACAAGUAAGAAAAUUUUACAAACUAUUGGAGAUUCAACAAAUGAUUCAUCGAUUAAAUCUCUUUCAUCAACCAUAGCACCAAAAAAGUAUGCAAGUAUUCGUACUCAAGAUUCUGACGAUGAAAAUAUUGAUUAUAAUUCAUCACGUAAUUAUUCAUCAAAAACAACGCACAAGCCUACAGAAAUUAUAUCGCUUUCAUCAACACGAUAA
This is a messenger RNA of Rotaria socialis, 2451 nucleotides long. NCBI's taxonomy places the organism in Eukaryota, Metazoa, Rotifera, Eurotatoria, Philodinida, Philodinidae. The record is from the annotation of a GenBank genome assembly.